GUCUCGUCUGGUAAUGACAAGUUUUUUCACUGACGUUUUAUUUGCACACAGUCAGGUUUCAGCUAUACCGGAGGUGUGAAUUAUUUACAGUUGUUAUGUUCAAUGCUGAACGAUGUCGUGUUUAGGCCGCUCGCGGUGUUUUGCCUACUGGCAAGAAUUCUCGAAAUGCUAUGCUGAAGCUGAUGUGCCUAGUCAAUGCCGUCUGCAGGCGGAUGAUUAUCUAGAGUGCCUCCACCACACGAAAGAGAUUGCGCACGCAAAGGCUGUGAAGGCUGAAUUUAUUAAACAAGCAGAGCAUCAUGCUAAAGAGGGGCGUAAAGUGGCUGAUGUUCUCGCAGACGGCGUGAUUGUUGGAGUGGGGCUGAUACAACGAGACCAAGGCGGGGAAAGCAAGCUCAAGUAGUAUACUGAAAUACCCUUGGUCGCUGGUUCGACUUGCACAGCACUGUUGCAUCCUUCCGCAUUUUUAGCUGCCUCGCGGCUGCCUGACGGAGCCUUAAGCCGAUCAGUUACUGAAUGGAAAUCACGUUUUCGGAGGUCCUGCUUGCGGCUGACUUUAGUGCUUAUAAUAU
Messenger RNA from Suillus bovinus, 572 nucleotides. RefSeq lists its product as uncharacterized. The record is from RefSeq and is a predicted model, not a curated record. The transcript has 3 exons. Gene Ontology annotation, biological process: mitochondrial respiratory chain complex I assembly. Lineage: Eukaryota; Fungi; Basidiomycota; Agaricomycetes; Boletales; Suillaceae. The coding region runs from base 113 to 403 and encodes 96 amino acids.